Molecule: messenger RNA, 1188 nt
Organism: Erigeron canadensis
Lineage: Eukaryota; Viridiplantae; Streptophyta; Magnoliopsida; Asterales; Asteraceae
Product: bZIP transcription factor 12-like
Exons: 4
Coding region: 165-857 (230 amino acids)
Biological process (GO): positive regulation of DNA-templated transcription
Cellular component (GO): nucleus
Molecular function (GO): DNA-binding transcription factor activity
Source: RefSeq, a predicted model, not a curated record
CUCUCUCUAUAACUAUUUUCUGUAUCUAUUUUACUAGUAUACUUCUUUUUUUUAAAAUUUCCGAACUGCCGGCAGAGCAAGUCUCUCGUUCUUAAAAAUCUGUAUCUAUAUAUCUAUAUAUAUCUACCUAUAUUUUUUUUUCUACUGUGAGAAUUAUUACAAGUAUGGCGUCGUCAAAGGUGAUGGCAACAACAUCGCCGGCGAAUCAGGAUCGGACACGUCAUCAAUCAUUUGUCUCCUCCGAUCACAACAACGACAGUAACAAUUUCGCUACUUCAAUGAAUAUGGACGAUCUAUUAAAAAACAUAUACGAUCAAUCUCCGGCGAGUUUUCCGGCAAAUGACGGUACCGGUGAUCCAGAGAUGACGUUAGAGGAUUACUUAACAAAAGCCGGAGGUGUCCGAGAAGAAGACGCUGGAGUGAAGCUAGCUCUGGUGAAUUCCGAAUAUUCCGGUGUAAUUGAUCCGAUUAUGUGUGCCGGUGACGGAGCUAUGACCGUUGUUCCAUUUCAAGGUGUGCCACGUCAGCAGCAGCACAUGCAAUUUGCCACCGGAGGUGGUGGAAGGGGGAAGAGGAAGAUUGUGGUGGAAGAUCGGCCGGUUGAUAAGGCGACUCAGCAGAAGCAAAGGAGGAUGAUUAAAAACCGAGAAUCCGCCGCGAGGUCUCGAGAGCGAAAACAGGCGUAUACGGUCGAAUUGGAGUCUUUGGUGACACAAUUGGAAGAAGAGCAUGCUAGAUUGUUGAAAGAAGUGGAUGAUUUGAACAAGGAGAGGCUUAAACAGUUAAUGAAUAACUUGAGGCCAGUUGUGGAGAACCAAAGACCACCAAGAGUUCUUCGAAGAACUAACUCAAUGUGAGCGAACAGUUUCUUGGUUAAACUUAAACGUCUACCAUCAAAAUGACGAAUGAAAGUUUUAAGGAAUGAUUCACUCAUUUGUAAAGAGAGAGGUAAAAAGGACAAAAGGUGGUGAUCAAGUUAUCUACGGUGCAUAGUGGUUAGGGGCCCAAAGAAAAUAGCAGCAAGAAUUUCUAAAUCCUCAACUAAUUUAUAUCUACUUACUCAUGUCUAAUGUCCUUACUUCUGCUAAGUUUAGGAAUCUUGUUAUGUGAUUAUACAAGGGAGUAAAUGGCCAUCAAAUUUUUUAAUCAAAUAGUCUUUCGCUUUAAUAAAUGUACUUUGUUCAUCAA